Aspergillus uvarum CBS 121591 is the source of this 1644-nucleotide messenger RNA. RefSeq names its product multicopper oxidase. Lineage: Eukaryota; Fungi; Ascomycota; Eurotiomycetes; Eurotiales; Aspergillaceae. The transcript is spliced from 5 exons. The record is from RefSeq and is a predicted model, not a curated record. Gene Ontology annotation, molecular function: copper ion binding; oxidoreductase activity. Bases 1 to 1644 code for a protein of 547 amino acids.
AUGGUCUGGCUGCCGAUCGCGGGAUCAACUCCAGCUCCCUCAUUACAGAUCGGCUGCGUUCACAGUGCACACAACAGGAGGUGCUGGAGUGAUGGGUUUGAUAUUUCAACCAACUACUACGAGAAGGUGCCUGACACCGGCGUAUUGCGCGAAUAUUGGUUCAACAUUGAGAACACCACCGCUGCUCCGGACGGGGUGGAAAUGCCGGUUCAACUGAUCAACGGAACGUUUCCGGGUCCAACGAUCAUCGCCGACUGGGGUGAUACAGUAGUGGUACAUGUCACGAAUGCUCUUCAGACGAAUGGCACCGGGCUUCACUGGCAUGGCAUCCGUCAAAACUGGACCGAUAAUAUGGACGGUGUACCCAGCGUCACACAGUGUCCCAUUGCUCCUGGCGAGUCCAUGACCUAUCGCUGGAGGGCCACUCAGUACGGCACGGGCUGGUAUCAUUCUCAUUUCUAUGUCCAGGCCUGGGAUGGAGUCUUUGGUGGAAUCGUGAUCAAUGGUCCAGCGACAGCUAACUAUGACGUGGAUCUCGGCCACGUCUUCCUAAAUGAUUGGUAUCACAAAACAGCGGAUCAGCUCGUCCUAGAAGCUGCCACUGAGGGCCCCCCCACCGCGCCAAAUGGCCUCAUUAAUGGAACCAACACCUGGGGUAGCCAAGGCUCCCGCUUUGAAACCACCUUGGAGGCCGGGAAGCGAUACCGCAUGCGCCUUGUCAACGCCGCAGCGGACCAGCACUUUCGCUUCAUGAUCGACAAUCACACCCUGGAGGUUAUUGCCAAUGACUUUGUGCCUAUUGUGCCCUGGAACACCACCCAGCUCAGCAUUGGGAUGGGUCAGCGGUACGACAUUAUCGUAACAGGAAAGCAACUGACCAGCGGCGACUUCUGGUUGCGGGCCAUCCCGCAAUCCGCUUGCUCGGAGACUGAGGCCACCGACCUGGUCAAGGGCAUUGUGCGCUACGGCAACCGGUCGACCGCGGAUCCUACCACCACCGCCUACAGCUACACGGAUUCCUGUGAGGACGAGGCCCCCUUCAAUCUGGUUCCCCACCUCGCUCUCAACGCGUCGAGUGCGUACGCAUACAACGACCGCGAGGAUGUGGAGGUCCAGGUCACUGAUAACGCCAUGCUCUGGCUGAUGAACAAGACCUCGUUCGACACCCAGUGGGAGUACCCUACGCUCCUGCAGGUGGCCGAGGGCAAUUCCACCUGGCUCGCGAAGCAACGCGUGAUCCAUCUCCCUGGGGUCGACAAAUGGGUCUACAUGGUCAUCCAUUCCCCGUUCGCGCAAGACCAUCCGAUGCACCUGCACGGGCACGAUUUCUGGGUUUUAGCGUCGGGCUAUGGCGAAUUCGAUCUUUCGAUGAAGUCCAGCUUGCAGCUGAGUAACCCGCCGCGGCGCGAUGUGGUGAUGCUGCCGGCGAGCGGGUAUGUGGUCAUUGCGAUGAAGACCAAUAACCCAGGCGCUUGGCUCAUGCAUUGCCAUAUCGCCUGGCAUACAUCCGAGGGAUUUGCGGUGCAACUCCUUGAACGUGCGUCAGAGAUUGAAUAUGACUCUGCUCAAUUGAAUGCCACCUGUCGAAGUUGGCAGGACUAUGCCUCUGCGCAGGAUGUCAUACAACAUGACUCUGGUGUCUGA